AAUCUUUGGGGGCGGCUUAGUUAUCCCUUGAGCGAAACAUCCAUCCUCGAUACCCUCUCUUUUCGAUUGACGACACAUUCCCUCGCAUUGUUUCUUUUCUUUACCUUCGACAAAUCGCCAAGAUGGGUUGCGGAAUGAGCACGGAGGAGAAGGAGGGCAAGGCCCGGAAUGAGGAGAUUGAGAACCAGCUCAAGAGGGAUCGUAUGCAACAGCGCAAUGAGAUCAAGAUGCUGCUCCUGGGCGCUGGUGAAUCCGGAAAGUCGACGAUCCUGAAGCAGAUGAAGCUCAUCCACGAGGGUGGUUACUCGCGUGAUGAACGGGAAUCCUUCAAGGAGAUCAUUUUCAGCAACACUGUCCAAUCGAUGCGCGUCAUCCUCGAGGCGAUGGAGACCCUGGAGCUGCCACUGGCAGAUUCGAGGAUGGAAUAUCACGUCCAAACCAUCUUCAUGCAGCCAGCACAGAUUGAAGGCGAUGUCCUGCCUCCUGAGGUUGGCAACGCCAUCGAGGCCCUGUGGAAAGAUGCCGGUGUCCAGGCCUGCUUCAAGCGGUCCAGGGAGUACCAGUUGAACGACUCUGCGAGAUACUACUUCGACAACAUUGCCCGCAUUGCUGCCCCCGACUACAUGCCCAACGACCAGGAUGUCCUGCGGUCGCGUGUCAAGACAACUGGUAUCACCGAAACGACGUUCAUUAUCGGCGAGCUCACGUACCGGAUGUUUGAUGUCGGCGGUCAGCGAUCCGAGCGGAAGAAGUGGAUUCACUGCUUCGAGAACGUUACUACCAUCCUGUUCCUUGUCGCUAUCUCCGAAUACGACCAGCUGCUCUUCGAAGACGAGACGGUCAACCGCAUGCAAGAAGCCCUCACCCUCUUCGACUCGAUCUGCAACUCGAGGUGGUUUAUCAAGACGUCCAUCAUUCUCUUCCUCAACAAGAUCGAUAGGUUUAAGGAGAAGCUGCCUGUCAGUCCGAUGAAGAACUACUUCCCCGACUAUGAGGGUGGCGACGACUAUGGCGCGGCGUGCGACUAUAUCCUGAACCGUUUCGUCAGCCUGAACCAGCACGAGACCAAGCAGAUCUACACACAUUUCACGUGCGCCACGGAUACGACACAAAUCCGCUUCGUCAUGGCGGCGGUGAAUGACAUCAUCAUUCAGGAGAACCUUCGCCUCUGCGGUCUCAUCUGAGCGGGUUGUCGUUCCGACACCGUUAUCAGUCACGCAUCCAUAGAUUUGCGGCGCGCCUGCUGACUCUCCUUCGGCAUCGAACAUGUCCCUUUCUGGGUCGCAUAUGUCAGGGCUGGUGGAUUCAUGACACUCCGCCACCCACCGCUUCCCGGGCUCCCACUACCUCCAUGACUCCCGAUUGGAUCGCGGAUUCGGAUUCGGAUCGGAUCGGGUUAUGAACGGGCCGUAUCUAUCAUUGGGGGGAGGACAAAGUAUCUUGUUUAAUAAUGACUCUGGUCCCGGCUUGGUGUUCUCGAGUGGUGUAUG
Thermothelomyces thermophilus ATCC 42464 is the source of this 1490-nucleotide messenger RNA. RefSeq lists its product as uncharacterized. Gene Ontology annotation, cellular component: heterotrimeric G-protein complex. Bases 123 to 1184 code for a protein of 353 amino acids. Gene Ontology annotation, biological process: G protein-coupled receptor signaling pathway. Gene Ontology annotation, molecular function: G-protein beta/gamma-subunit complex binding; GTP binding; G protein-coupled receptor binding. The record is from RefSeq and is a predicted model, not a curated record. The transcript has 5 exons. NCBI's taxonomy places the organism in Eukaryota, Fungi, Ascomycota, Sordariomycetes, Sordariales, Chaetomiaceae.